Molecule: messenger RNA, 1713 nt
Organism: Marchantia polymorpha subsp. ruderalis
Lineage: Eukaryota; Viridiplantae; Streptophyta; Marchantiopsida; Marchantiales; Marchantiaceae
Source: the annotation of a GenBank genome assembly
UCAACAACGCAGGCGCUCGUCUGUGGGUUGCAAACAUGAGUUUGCAACUGUCAGCGUCUGAGUCCGCCACGGACGCGUUCGCAUCCGUGGCGGACUCAGAAGCUGGAAGACUGCGGCGGUCCUGCGCCGCAGUGCCAAUUCGAGCGAUGGCGAUGGCGUUGAAGCUCUCGAAGAGAGCUUGCACUAAACACAAAACAUAAACUUGCGAGUGCGAGACGGGAUGGAGGGUUGGACGGCAAGAAGACUGAUAGCGGAGAGCGCAAUGACUGAUAGUGGGAGCUCGGGCGCCUGGAGCCCGCUGUCGUUCGUGAUGUCGGAGGAGGCUCGACAGCGGCUGCUGGCGAUGCUAGUGCUCCAGAAGGUGCGCGACCCCCGUACUUUGGCGGCGUGCACUUGCGUGAGCAAGGAGUGGAGAGAGGAGGCGAGCGACGAGAAGCUGUGGAGGAGGUUCUGCGAAUCGCAGUGGCCGUCGCUGAAGUCCUCCGUGGGGAGGAAGCUCGCGCUCCAGCGCGGGUACUAUUCUUUCUUUGCGAGAAGAAUGAAUCUGGACCUGAACCGAGCCGAGUUUGCGCUUCCUCCCAAGCUCGGAGCACUCCACAUGGAGGACCUCAUAUUUUUCAUGGAUGUCGUGCACGAGAAGGACAAUAUCUUCUCGAUGGUCGUGGAGGGCCAGAACGUGUCGGCCGUGCCUAGCACUGUGCUGAACGCUAGCAUUGAGGACGUGUUUCGUUUCUGUGCGCCGUAUUCCGAGAACGCCGAGGCGGUGGUCGUCCCCGAGUCCGGGAAUGCUCAGAGGAUUUGGACCAAGGCCCAAAUCUGCAACUUCGAAGUCACUUGGUCCGUGAUGGAGAAGAACACGCUCAAGUCCAUUAAGCUCGUGCACACCAAGCGGGGCCGCAUGGUCGGCAGCUCUUGCCUUUUCGAGUCAUGUCUCCCGUUUCUUUCGUGCUUCUGCUCGGUGCUGCUCUACGAUGCCGCUCUUCCCUCGGCGUGUCCGAUCGCCGCGGAGGUCACCAUUCAGUUUUCUGAAUGCGAUGCUGGGCUCUUUCGCUGGUCAGGCGUCACCAUGGGCACCCUGGUGACCCACGCGCUGAGGUAUCAGGCCAAGGAUCAAGCUCUGAUUUAUCUGGAGUAUCAUUUCUCCAUGUCCGAGUCGUUGUCGAUGUGUCAAUACAAUUACAAUUUUCAACGCGGGCUCCGACGGGAGUCUUGAGUCUUGGUGGUGGAAGACCAUCGUCGCCUUCAAGAGGAGGCUUCAAGAAGAGCCGAUGAUCAUCGACACUCCUCUCCUCCUAGUUGAAAUUCUGUGCGGUGGUGGAAAUUCUCCGUCUUCGAAGCAUGGAGGUAGUCCUCCACGUCUUCGAAGCAUGGAGGUAGUCCUCCACGUCCUGAGAAUGUUAGAACGAGUGAGAUAUAUUCGAACAGAGUUCGGGGGAGAACGAAUGUGGAACUGAUCUUUCAUACCAGUUUCACAUUCGUUUGCAAUCUCUCUCUCCCGACCUUCGACAGCCGCCACUUUCUCUCCUGGAGUUCAAAGGAAAGGACGUGCGAAUGAGAGUGUAAGACGAUGGCAGCCUAGGCUAAAUCAAAGCAGAGAGUGGGCGAAGCAGAGAGUGGGCAGAAAAAAUCCGAUGUAAAAACUUCUCAUGUUUGUAGGACUUGUAUAUAUUCAAACUGAUCAAAACAUAAAUGUCUGAGUUUCCGAUGUUACAC